AGGUUCUUUCUUACUCAAAGGCGUACAUAUUUUGGCACAUGUAUAUAAUAUUAUAUUAGUAUUGUAUUAUUUUACAUUAAAAUUGAGGUAUAUCUUUUACAAGGAAGAUUGACAAUUAGUUCUAUAAAGCCAUGAAACCUUUACUUCUACAAGGUCACGAGCGUUCUAUCACUCAGAUUAAGUACAACAGAGAAGGAGAUCUGUUGUUUUCUGCCUCUAAGGAUCCGGUACCAAACGUCUGGUACUCGUUGAAUGGAGAGAGACUUGGUAGUUUUGAGGGCCAUCAGGGAGCCGUGUGGUGUAUCGAUGUCAACUGGGAAUCCACAAGGUUCAUGUCAGGAUCAGCAGAUGCAUCCCUUAAACUGUGGGAUUGUUCUAAUGGUAUUGAAAUCGGCCACAUUGACACAACUUCUUCUGUAAGAACUUGCAACUUUAGCUACUCGGCCAACAUGGCUGCAUUCUCAACUGACACUGCUCGUAAACAAGUGUGUGAGAUCAUCAUCAUGGACGUGAGGAAUGCUGAUAAAUCAUUAGAAAGUCAAGAACCUAUUCUCAGAAUAAAGGUGGAUGAAUCAAAAGUGACAUCAAUGCUUUGGGGACCCUUAGAUGAAACGUUGAUAUCUGGACAUGAAAACGGCAAAAUCGUCCAGUGGGAUCUCAGAACUGGCAAGGAGGUGACUAGUGUGAUCGCCCACGAAGGUCCCAUCAACGACAUGCAGAUGAGCAAGGAUCAGAUCUUCUUUGUGACAGCAUCCAAGGAUCACACGGCCAAGUUGUUCCUGACCGACCAACUCAACCACAUCAAAACCUACAAGACGGAGCGACCUGUCAACAGUGCGGCUCUGUCACCUAUACUGGAUCAUGUGGUGCUAGGAGGAGGUCAGGAAGCUAUGGAAGUAACCACCACCUCAGCGAGGGCCGGCAAGUUCGAUGCCAGAUUCUACCAUCUUGUCUUCGAGGAGGAGUUUGGCAGAGUAAAGGGACACUUUGGACCAAUCAACAGCUUGGCUUUCCACCCGGAUGGUAAGAGUUACGCCAGUGGAGGAGAAGACGGUUACGUCAGAAUCCACAAUUUUGACUCUUCCUACUUCGACUUCAAUUUUGAUUACUAAAUGUUUUGGGGUUUUGUUAAUACAAGUUUCUACUCUA
Macrosteles quadrilineatus (aster leafhopper) is the source of this 1149-nucleotide messenger RNA. It is a transcript of the gene eIF3i, whose product is annotated as eukaryotic translation initiation factor 3 subunit I. NCBI's taxonomy places the organism in Eukaryota, Metazoa, Arthropoda, Insecta, Hemiptera, Cicadellidae. The record is from RefSeq and is a predicted model, not a curated record. Gene Ontology annotation, molecular function: RNA binding; translation initiation factor activity; protein binding. The coding region runs from base 132 to 1112 and encodes 326 amino acids. The transcript has 6 exons. Gene Ontology annotation, cellular component: cytoplasm; eukaryotic translation initiation factor 3 complex, eIF3m. Gene Ontology annotation, biological process: cytoplasmic translational initiation.